CAGUCAGCAUCGCCAGUAACUUCAUAAUCAACAACUGCACAACCCUUUAAGGUCCUUCUGAACACAUUUCGAAUCGUAUUGGAGACGUAUUCGUCGUAAAAAUGACCUCCGUGGACAGUGACAGUAAUAUCCCGGUGGAUCCCAGGGUGCAGAUCGAACUGGAAAAGCUGAACGAAGCGACGGACAACAUCAACAAAUUUGAAGUUGACCUCGAUGAGGCGAAGAACGAAUUCCGAGAGCUGCUUCGAGAAAGUGCUGAGAAGAUCAAAGCGGUCGCCAAAAAGGUGGGCAAUUCAAUUGACGCUGCCAAACCUUACUACGAAGCACGACUCUACGCAUCACAGUUGGCGAAGGAGACGCAACAGUGCGCGGUGAACUUCGACAAAGCCAAAUCGGUACAUGCGGCUGCUAAAGAAAUGGUGUAUCUGGCCGAACAAGGGCUAGGUGAGAAGUCGACACUAGACACGGCCUGCCAAGAGAUGUUGACCCACGCGACGACUCGCGUUAAUGAGAGCCAGAAUGAAUGCACCGAGAUGCGAAACAUCCUUAAGAUUAGCGAACUGAAGCUGGAGGUGGCCAAUAACCGGGUCUGCAAGCUGCACUCACAGCUAAAGGGUGCAAUAAGAGCGUCAAGUUUCGAUAUCCGGCGCAAUCUUAUGUUGAUGAACAUUAUUGCCUAUCAGCACGAACUGCUCUUUCUGCCCUACUAUGAGCUGCGUGCCAACUACAAUGCACUAUUGCUCGAACAAAAGCACAAGGUAGUGGAACUGGAGACAAAGGUGGCAGAAUCAAAGCUGCGGUACAAUGAGGCCUUGUCCAACCUGGAGCGUAUAUCCGAAGAAAUCCACCGACAGCGCAAAGCGCGUGCCAACAGCAUGGACGAGGAUGGAGCCGGUUCAGGUUCGUCAUCAUCCUCUGCGGUGACUGGCCGUGGUGGGAAAAUGUUGGCCAUGCAUCUACCCUUCAGCCAGUCACCAUCAGUCGCACGCAUAGAAAGCAACGAUGAGUAUCUGGAGUUCCCAGCAAAACUGUCUAUUAAAGCGAGCCCGAUCAAACAGAAAUAUCUGGACAAACUCGACUGUCCGCAUCUGUUGAAGGACUUCGCACGCAAGACGAGCCCAAGUGCCGAGAGUGACUCCGACAACUAUCAAUUCUCGCCGAAUCCAACCAUCGACGACAUCACCAACAUGUCCUCGGAGGAUAUCGAGCAGUGGACGGAGAUCCGCCUGUCAAACUCCAACAGCAGCAGUUCCGGGUACUCGCAGCACAACUCGUUGGUGCUGGAAGACGCACCAACGCCGCAGGAUGAGACAACUGACUCGUCAUCUGACAACAGUCCAAAGGCGAAGACGCGCAUCAUCAAGAUGGAGACGUACCAAUCGGAAGGUGGAACACGUCGAACUGAUGGCAUUGCCGGAUGGAUCGCUAAAACUGGAGCCGGAUCCAGCGGGUCUGGAUCCACACAAACCGCAUCCGGACGGCGUCAGAGCCUGGAUAUCAUCAUCGACACCGGUGAUCGAGUGAAGGACGCAUUCACACAGGGCAUCCAACGCAUCGGCAAGACGCUUGAGCGACGAAACAGCGAAUCGGAGGUGGCCCGCGAGGAGUCUGUUGGGAGUGAUUUUUUUCUCUUCCAGCGCUCGGAUCCUGCAAAGGAUGGUCUGUCGGAUGAGCAGGUGGAGAACCUUCUUCUAGACCAAGACUGCUCCGACAUCUUUCAGAACGUGGUGAACAUAUCAAAAUGAGGCCGGCUGAUACCUGCCCGUGCGGCGGUAUCAACGGCAAAUGCAGGGUCGCGUGUGUCGGCGGUUGCAAGCCAGCUAGAGUGAGAAGAUCUAUAGAUAUCAUAUCGAAUAUUGACCGGAACCAUGUGCGCAACUAUCGUUCGCUGCAGUAAUCUCGGCGAAAGCAGAUAGUUGAGCGUGGCAGAAGCUUAGACACAGGCUACCUUGCGAUGGCAAAUGAUGCUCUAUUUUGGGUCUCGCCGCGGUGACGAGACCGCUUUGCAGAGCUGGAAUGGCGGAAGCUUACACGCCAUCUAACAUCCUAAGCAUCUAACAUCCUGUGCUGCGCAGGGAGCCUGUUAGAACAGAUCAAAUUAGGAAAUCCAUAAAGCAAUUGUUCAACAAGUCAGCUAGCAUACUAACGUGCGCAAGCAAAUCGUAUUGUGUUAAACGAUGUUGUUGAUAUAUCAUAGAUUCUAACGCCCAGCAAUAAUAAACAUAGAACGUGGCUCAACACG
Anopheles nili is the source of this 2242-nucleotide messenger RNA. RefSeq lists its product as uncharacterized. Gene Ontology annotation, molecular function: protein kinase inhibitor activity. NCBI's taxonomy places the organism in Eukaryota, Metazoa, Arthropoda, Insecta, Diptera, Culicidae. Gene Ontology annotation, cellular component: cytoplasm. Gene Ontology annotation, biological process: negative regulation of protein tyrosine kinase activity; intracellular signal transduction. The transcript has 6 exons. The record is from RefSeq and is a predicted model, not a curated record. The coding region runs from base 102 to 1745 and encodes 547 amino acids.